AUGGUGAGCUGGAACUGCUGUGGGCUGGGGAACCCCGCAACAGUUCGACGGAUCAAGGAGCUGCACAAGAGUAUUGCUCCCCACAUCAUGUUCCUCAUGGAGACGAAAAAUUCCGACAACUACGUUCUCCAAGAACUCCAAGACUUAAGCUAUCCUCAUCACACGCUGAUCUCCCCUCAUGGCGUUGGAGGAGGCGGCUUAGCUCUCUUCUGGUCACAAGAAGUAGCUAUCUCUAUUUUAUCCUCAUCUCAUAACUUUAUCGACACGAUUGUAAGCUUUAAAGGAAUCAAUGUCAAUGCAACCUUCGUGUAUGGUGAACCGGAUAUCUCAAAACGCGCCACAGUAUGGAAUAAUAUAUCUGAUAUGGCCUCGGAACGAAAUGGGCCAUGGAUUUUGACCGGAGACUUCAAUGAUAUCUUAGAGAAUAGUGAAAAAUCAGGUGGCCCGCUAAGAGCAGAGAGCUCUUUCUUCAACUUCAGAAACUUCCUGGCUCGAAAUGACUUGUUCGAUCUAUGCCAUACGGGCAACUGCCUCUCCUGGCGAGGACAGCGCCACACCCACCUCAUUCACAGCCGCCUAGACAGAACUCUAGUAAAUAGCGCCUGGUUUGACGCCUUCCCACAAGGAAGAUGCAACUACUUGAAGUUCGAAGCAUCAGACCAUAGGCCAGUCCAUAGUGCCUUCAGCGAAAGCAUGACGAAAUCUGGUAGAAUUUUCCGCUACGAUAGACGGCUGAAGGACGUACCAGAAGUCAAAAAUCUAAUCAAGGCCGCUUGGGAAGGUUCGCCAUCAGCCUCUGUUUCGCACAAGCUCAUACAGUGUCGAAGAGCUAUUGUUUCCUGGUGCAGAUCACAUCAUACAAAUAGCAGGAAGGCGAUUGAGGACCUCAAAAGCAAAGUAGAUACGGCUAUGGCAGACCCUACAGUAGAGGAAGCUACUAUCUCAACUCUUAACACGACUCUCUUGGAAGCCUACAAGGCCGAGGAACAGUUAUGGAGACAAAGAAGUAGGCUUCUUUGGUUGACCUUAGGAGAUUGGAACACAAGCUUCUUCCAUGCGGUCUCAAAAGGGAGAAGAGCUCGGAACAAGCUUAGUGUCAUGGAAAGCUCUGAGGGUAACACUCUAUACGAGGAAGACAAGAUUGCAUCAGAGAUAGCCCGGUACUUUAGCAACAUAUUCACGUCAGCUGGAUUUGAUGGCACAACGACAGUAGCCCAAGCGCUGAACCCCUGCAUCUCAGAGGCAAUGAAUGCUUCUUUGACCUCGUUGCCAACAGCCGGGGAAAUCAAGAGAGCCUUGUUCUCCAUUCACCCGGACAAGGCUCCGGGACCCGAAGGAUUCUCGGCCUGCUUUUUCCAGUCGAAUUAG
Brassica napus (rape) is the source of this 1368-nucleotide messenger RNA. RefSeq lists its product as uncharacterized. The coding region runs from base 1 to 1368 and encodes 455 amino acids. The record is from RefSeq and is a predicted model, not a curated record. Gene Ontology annotation, molecular function: catalytic activity. The transcript has a single exon. Lineage: Eukaryota; Viridiplantae; Streptophyta; Magnoliopsida; Brassicales; Brassicaceae.